Molecule: messenger RNA, 384 nt
Organism: Aspergillus calidoustus
Lineage: Eukaryota; Fungi; Ascomycota; Eurotiomycetes; Eurotiales; Aspergillaceae
Source: the annotation of a GenBank genome assembly
AUGCCCUCUAAGACCCAAAAGUCGCUUGAGGCUCUCAUGGCCUACAUCAAGCAGUCGAAAAGCCGCCGCACUACGAUCUUGCGUGGGCAAGGUGAGCCUGGUCACCGGGCCGCCCCAGCGCGCGGGGGAAACCAUGAUGCAAGAAUCGGAAGCCGCAUUGAUAUUGGAGAAAUCGUCAAAAAAGCUGGCAAGGAGUAUCGACGGUACAAAUUCCAGCUCAAUUCGAACGCGGAAGAUUCCACGCUCAAGAGAAAGGCUGCUCAAGAUUCCCACAAAGUUUAUUCGACUGCAGAUGUGGAGAUUAAAGAGAAUAGGACCCCGGAGGAAGAAGAGCAGGCGAUGCGGGACUUCGAGGAGGAAAUGGCAAAGAACUUAAGAGAAUAG